Coregonus sp. 'balchen' is the source of this 2147-nucleotide messenger RNA. NCBI's taxonomy places the organism in Eukaryota, Metazoa, Chordata, Actinopteri, Salmoniformes, Salmonidae. The record is from the annotation of a GenBank genome assembly.
AUGUCUGUGUGUGUCUCCACAGGCAAGCUGUACUCAUGUCUGGACCAGAUGCGUGCGGUGCUGGGUGACACAGUGCCAGAGUCUGUCCUUACCCAGGCUGCCUUGCAGUGCGCCUUCGAACCCCAGAGAGCCCUGGACACCAUCCUAUCAGACGAGAGCACCGGUGCACCGUCCACGUCCGCUAAGACCCAUCGGGACGCACCACAGCCCCAGAGAGCCAAUAAGGAGAUGGCAGCGGCACCGAGAUCCAAUCAGGAGGCAUCAGCCACCCCACGACCAGAGAAAGGUAUGCCUGGACCCCAGCAGCAGGGAUGAAUGAUGAUCACCCUUUGGCUUACUUAUUUAUUGUGUUUUGUAAAUUCGGAUUAGACCCUUAGCGUAAAUGACACAGGGAUGUAAUUGUUGAUGAAGACUGUAAAAGUUCUCGUUAAAGAAAUGCACCAAUAUUCUCCUCCAGCUUCUUCACUCUGAACACAUUGUAAUGAAAUGUUUUUCAUUCCCUUUCUCUCUCUCUCUCUUAUGUCCUGACCCACUCACCCCAUCAUCCUCCCCUCCUCUCUCCACUCUUCGCAAGGUAAGGAGCCUGCCUGUCCGACUCUCACUCUGACAACGUACCCACACCAACACACACACCAGCUAUACGUCCAUCUGCCGAUCCUCUGAACCUUAGUGACCUCCUAGCUCGGCCUGUGAAAGGUCGCUGUCAUGACACCCACGACCUCUCCGCUCCUCAAGGUGUUUCGUCUCUGAACAGCAGUUCCGCAAGGCCCUUGGCAACAGUUGCCGGGUCAGGGAGCAGCAGCAGCCUAGCCCAGCUGAUGUCUGAGCAUGAGCAGAGGAGUCAGGGUUCUGGUGUCCCCUCACUGUCCUCAUCUCCACUGGCUGCUCUCUCCGGCCUCUCAUUGGGCACUCUAGCGUUGUUAAACUCCGCCCCCCUUGCUACUGCGCCCUGCAUCGUAGCCCCUCCCCCCGGCCACCUUGUCUCCUCUUUGGGCAGCUUGUCCUUAGGCAACCCCAAACUGACAGCUCUGGGCGCCAAUCUGGCCCCUCCCUCCUUCGGCAGCCUGAGGUCCGUCCUCCAGAGCAGCCGACCAAUGGAGAUAGGGGCUGGGGGAGGGGCUAAGGGGGCGGAUCCCAAAGGAAGCCCGUCAUUGGCUGAGCUGAUCCAGGAACAUUCCAACAGCAGCCCCACCCUCUACAGAUCCCUCCCCGGUCUCCAAAGCAACAGCUCAAUCCCUGUUGCCCACGUCAACACAUCUCAGACCGCCGCCGGACCAGCUCUCACACGCUGCCUGUCCCAGCGCAAGCAGCCCCCAGGACCUCUGGACACACACACACUCUCAUUCUGCAGUCCGCACACACACUCUUCCCCCCAGCCCCAGGUCACUACAACACCAGAACGUCCCGCCCUGUCUCUGUCUCAGUCGGCCUCGCGCCGUCAGGCCGGCCACACGCUCCCCCAACCAGUAAGCACGGUGCCGGCAGCAGACCCAGACAGACGGCAGGCAGAGGCAGUACCUCCUUCAGUGGGGGCGCUCUCUCCACUAGCCUCUCAGCACCACACCAGAACGUCCUCCAACACCCCACCACCACUCUCCCUCGCCGCACUCCUGUCGCCGGGGAAACCACAGGUUGCCAUGGUAUCGGCAGGAAGUAUCCAAGAGGGUGGAGUCAGAGACAAACCCCGCCCCCUUUUGCCACCCGCUCCCCUGAGCCCCCUCCCACCAUGGGGAGGUCAGAGUGUUGAUCUAAGCGCGCUCAUGGCCCAGUCGUCCCACGGUGGAGUUUUGUCCGCGCGUCGCCGUGACAACGGCCUCUCCUCGCCGUCCACGGUCGCCAUGCGGUCCGACCGCCACGGUUCCUCUGUGUUCGCUCCACCGUCCGUCUUCGCCCUGACUCUGUCGGUGCGUGCGCCCAGCAGGGGGAAGAAGAGGAGGAGGAGGAUGAUGAUGGUGAAGGCUGUGGGAGGUCAGAGGUUAGAGGUCAGAGGAGGGGGUCACCCUGCGUUUCUGUACGGAACACAGACCCAGCUGGUCAAAGCUAAAGAACAGACGCCUCUCUUACCCAUAACCCCGUUCACCUUCGACACACCCUCCCCCGACGACGUCGUACGAGCGAAUCAGAAGAAGGCCUUCACCCGCGAGUAA